UGACCAGACUCUCAAUCGAUCAAUUUCUCAAAUCAUCUUCAAAAAUCACCUCCGGCAAACAAUGGAUCCCCUACCAACAUCACCUCGGAUCUGGAUACGGAGAUUGAAAUCCAUAACAGCAAAAGAGAUUUUCAUCACCCGUACACGCCCUAUCCGAUCCAGGAAACUUUCAUGCAAACGGUGUGGGAGGUAUUGGAAGAGGGGAAGAUUGGAAUUUUGGAGAGUCCGACGGGGACGGGGAAGAGCUUGAGUUUGAUUUGUGGGGGGGUGACGUGGUUGAGGGGGUGGAAGGGGAGGGUUUUUGAGGGGGUGGUUGAGGGGGGUGGGGGUGGGGACGGCUUAGCAAGCUCGACAGAACCGAAGUGGGUGAUUGAGGCGGCGAGGGAGAGGAGGAAAAGGGAGUUGGUUUCGAGGAGGGAGGAGAUGGAGAGGAGGUUGGAGAGGAUUAGAGAGAAAGAGAGGAAGGAGAGGGAUAGGAUGAAUGGGAAAGGUGAUGGGAGGAGUGGGAAGAGAAGGAAGAUUGGGGGAGAUGAAGAUGGGGAUAUGAAGGGAGAGAGUGCUGGUGGGAAUGAAGACGAGUUUCUAUUAGAGGAUUGGGAUAGUGAUGGGGAGGCUGGUGGUAGUGGGAAGAGAGGAACGGGAGAUGAGACUAUUUUCUCGAAAGAAACGUUGGAGUUGAAGAAGAGCGUUGGGUUGUGGAGUAAAGGAGUAGAAGAUGAAGAUGAGGAACCAGACGAUGAGAUAAAGAUAUUCUACUGUUCGAGAACUCACUCUCAAUUAACUCAAUUUAUCAACGAACUCCGACGAGUAGAAUUCCCACCAUCUAUACCUCCAUCAGACACACCCUCGAAAUCAUCAGGCGAAAAGAAAGAACCCCUCCACGAACACCUCAAGCAUCUAACCCUCGGUUCCCGCAAAAAUCUCUGCAUAAACCCCAAAGUUAAUAAACUCAACUCCGUAACCGCAAUCAACGAACGUUGCGCUGAACUCCAACAAUCUUCAACCCCCAAAGAACAAAAAUGUCCUCAUCUACCCAACAAAGAUAACAAACCCCUCAUCAACACCUUUCGCGAUCACACACUCGCUACGAUCCGCGAUAUCGAAGAUAUGGGUUCUCUGGGGAAAGAAAUCUCAAUCUGUCCAUACUAUGCCUCGAGAGCUGCCAUCAAACCCGCGGAAGUAGUCACAUUGCCUUACCCGUUGCUUUUGCAGAAGAGCGCGAGGGAAGCGCUGGGGAUUAGUUUGAAGGGACAUGUGGUUAUUAUUGAUGAGGCGCAUAAUUUGAUGGAUGCGAUUGCGGGGAUCUAUGGGACGGAGAUGGAGUUGGGGGAGUUGAGGUUGGCGAAGGAAAUGUUGGGGAAUUAUUUUAGGAAGUUUGCGAAGAGGUUGGGGGGGAAGAAUAGGAUUUAUGUGGCGCAGACGAUUAGGGUGGUGGAUAGUUUGGUGGGUUGUUUGGUGAGGAUGUUGGAGGGGUCGGCAAUAGAUGGAGUAGUCUCUCAAAAAGAUCUCCUAUCCGGAAAAGGAGCCGAUCAAAUCGAUCUUUUCAAACUAAUCCGCUAUCUCCAAGAAAGUAAACUAGCACGCAAAGUCGAAUCCUACACCGACCACAUCCGAACAUCACAACCCCAACCACAAACCUCGAUCUCCACAUCCAAACCCAAAGAUCCCCCCAAAUCAACCCCUAUUCUACAUACCCUAACAUCUCUCCUCCUCGCCCUCACCCACCCCACAUCCGAAGGCCAACUCUUCUUCCUCAAACACGAUACCGACAUUACUCUCAAAUUCCAACUCCUCAACCCGGCCAUCCACUUCGACUCUAUCGUAUCCUCCGCCCGCGCCGUCAUCCUCGCAGGUGGAACCAUGUCCCCCUUCUCAGAUUACACCUCUAUCCUCUUUCCCUCCAUUCCCGCCCACAAAAUCACCACUCUCUCCUGCGGCCACGUCAUCCCAUCCAGCAACCUCUUCGCGAGUGUCGUCUCCAAAGGCCCCACGGGAUACCCCUUCAAGUGGACGUAUGAAAACCGCGCGAAUGCGGAGAUGAUGGAUGAGUUGGGGAGAGUCUUGGUGAAUGUCUGUACGGUUGUUCCUGGGGGCGUGGUGGUUUUCUUCCCCAGUUAUAGGGUUUUGGAUACAAUUCUGGCGAGGUUUGCAGUUGUGAGUCAUAAUCAUAGUAGUAAUGGUAUUCAUAGUAGUAAACCCAAAUCCAUCCUCCAGAGAUUAGAAGAAAAGAAAACGGUAGUGCGGGAAGCGAAAGAGGAAAGUGUGGAAGAGAUACUGAGGAGAUAUGGAAAGGCGAUCGAAGAGGGAAAGGGAGGGUUACUUUUCAGUGUUGUGGGGGGAAAAUUGAGCGAGGGGAUUAAUUUCUCGGAUGAGUUGGGGAGAGCGGUGGUGAUUGUCGGAUUGCCGUUUCCGAAUGCGAGGACGGCGGAGUGGAGGAGACGGUUGAGGUUUGUGGAGGAGAGUGCUGUUAAGCGGUUAUCGGGCGAUUAUUCGAUUUCCUCUUCUUUGACGAGGUUGGAACACGGAGAGAACGAAAAUAAAAAUGGGGAGACGGGAAAGAGGGAAGGAAAUGCGGGAAUCGAAAUUCAAAUCCCGAAAGAGGUCAGAGAAGAAAUCGCCUACAAAGCAAAAGAAGAAGCGAAGGAGUUCUUUGAGAAUGUGUGUAUGCGAGCGGUGAAUCAGAGUGUGGGUAGGGCGAUAAGACAUAAAGGGGAUUGGGCGGGGAUUUUGAUGGUGGAUGAGAGAUUUAGGGGGAGAGGGUGA
Botrytis sinoallii is the source of this 2763-nucleotide messenger RNA. RefSeq lists its product as uncharacterized. Gene Ontology annotation, cellular component: nucleus. The coding region runs from base 172 to 2763 and encodes 863 amino acids. Lineage: Eukaryota; Fungi; Ascomycota; Leotiomycetes; Helotiales; Sclerotiniaceae. The transcript is spliced from 3 exons. Gene Ontology annotation, biological process: establishment of sister chromatid cohesion; nucleobase-containing compound metabolic process. Gene Ontology annotation, molecular function: hydrolase activity, acting on acid anhydrides, in phosphorus-containing anhydrides; DNA helicase activity; DNA binding. The record is from RefSeq and is a predicted model, not a curated record.